Molecule: messenger RNA, 3290 nt
Organism: Lytechinus pictus (painted urchin)
Lineage: Eukaryota; Metazoa; Echinodermata; Echinoidea; Temnopleuroida; Toxopneustidae
Product: acidic leucine-rich nuclear phosphoprotein 32 family member E-like
Exons: 4
Coding region: 1-789 (262 amino acids)
Source: RefSeq, a predicted model, not a curated record
AUGCCGCUGAUGCCAUCACCAAGGGAUAUAGAGCAUUUCCUCAUUGGAACCUCUCCACUAGGAGCAAGGGUGAUACUUCAUAUCGCAAUGCCAAAAUUACGUAAGAGAAGGAGGAUAGAAGAUGCAGAGUCCGCCACACCGCUGGCUAUUGGAUACUGGGGCAAACCACCAACGCUAGAGGGCGCCAAAUUCGAUUUUCUUUGCAUCCAUGCAACUCUACGAUCACUCAAACCAGAUGGUCCAACAUUCAAAGAGGUUUUUAUGGUCGAUUCUGGGAGUGACGUAGUGACGGCGCGUCAAGAGAUUUUAAACCGGUUAGAUCUGGAGCUAAUCGGUACGAUCCAGAGCAGAGGAGUUCAUACCACCGUCGAGAAGCAACUAUAUAAAGCAAUGCUUGUCAUAGGCAAUCAUGAGGUUGAAAUUGAGAUCAUGGCUGAGCCAUACGAGUCCAUUGGAAACCGUGUCAUGAGGCACUUCCGUCACGUGAUAGACAGCACGGUACACUAUUGGUUGCCUGAAAACCGACUAGAACCUUCCGAAGGCAUGACGGCAAGCAGCCGAAGUGACCCGAAUACCAGCGGCGAGUCGGGCGAAACUUCGGGUACGCCCGAAUCGGACGAGGAAAAAGCCGAAGAAGAGGAAGAGGAUGAGAAUGACGAGGAGGAUGAAGAGGAGAAUGAUGGCGGAGCUUCUCCUGGUGAUGUGGUAGAUGAAGGGGACGAGGAGGAGGAAGAAGGCGGAGUGGAAAACGGUGCUCAAGAGGCUGUUGGGAAUCAGGGAGACCCGUAAGGGGUCAUCAAAAGACCAAACUACUGACGGGUAACGAGUUUGAUAGAGAAGUCAUGUAGUCAAGAUAAAGGGUGCCAAAACCCGUUCAGUUCAUAGAAAUUCACUUCAUAUUCAUGAACUGAAGGACAGGGGUUAGAUAUUUACUCUAUCAACUAAUUGAUGAUUACUGUCUCGCGUGAUUAUGAGUACAAUCCUGAAAGUAAGGGCCAUGAACGUGGGCUUAUUUAAUAUUGUCUCAUAAAAAAAACUUAGGCUAGAUAAUUUGUGGAGAUUUUAAUCUGAGGAACGCCGAUAAUGAAGAAACGAUUAGGCUGGUCCCGUUGGUAACGCAUUAGUAUUUUCGUGGAUUGUUGACAUUAAGAAUGCACCAAAGGCACUAGGUAGCCAAUUAUAAUUUUUGAGUGAGAUCUAAAGUCGUUUAUGAAAAACAAUUGAACCAAAAAGGGUAUAAUUUUGAUGGGGAAUUGUAGAUGUAUGAGAAUAAUUAGAAAUGAUAUGAACUGAACGCAACGGACCAAUCAUUGUUUCUUAAUAAUCAGAAGAAGAAUUGUAGCAGAUUGAAAAAUUAUCAAAUUUGAAACCUUGAGGAGAUGAUGUUCUCGCACUCAAGAAAUUUGAUUUGAUCAGUCUAUCUACAGUGCGUAUCAAAAAAAAGUUUACACUUAGAAAAAAUCCUGUAAAAUUAUAUAUUUGUAAUAUCCUGAAGAUUUUUUCACAUUCAAACAUUGGUUCAGAUCCAUUUAAGCAAAUGACUAUAUAACUGUCAAAAAAUAUUUCCGCUUGAGUGAGCACCACUUACUUUUGAAAAGUUAGUGAAAAAUGAUUUGCGCAGAAUGUUUAAAUAGUUAUGCGAAUAAAAGUAGACCGUAAUCAUAAAGAACACGUGGAAUUUAGCUAGUAAAAUUGAUAUGGCGAUAUCUUUUAACUUUGUUAAUUUGUUUCCUUGCCCAAAACACUUUGAAGAGUGCACUGCGCCCCACCCCACUCCACCACACACCGAGGCCAUCGUGACGAUAUUUGCUUUACACUGAGCUGUGAUUUACAUGAAAUGGCUUAGGCUUGAUUUUCAUUUUGUCAAUCAUUGUCAAGCUUGGGAAAAGUGUGGAGAAACAAGUAUUAAAUGAAAAAUGAAAUGUAAACCCACUUUAAAUGAUAAAAACUUAGUGAAAAAAUGCUGGAGAUGUCUGAUAUAAAUUUUUGUUCAGAUUCAGUUAUGUCCUCAGAUCCAGCUGGCACAAAAGGGUAAAGGUUGUGUUUACUAAGUGAAGAAAUUUCAAUUUGGGUGGCAAAAUUGUAACAAAAUGCUUGCAUGUAUCCGUUUUAUUUCAAUUGACUAAAAGUGCAAAGGAAAUGUAUCAGAAAUGUUUCGCAGGGUAAGUUUGAUUUCGCCCUUUCCCCUUGGUACAGCGUGAAAACGAGCAUUUCUGCGCAAACAGAUUUCUGCGAGCUUUACAAAAUGGACAGUACUCACUCAAAUGUAACAUUCUGUCAAAACUUUUAAUUUCAAGAUUAUAUGUGAAAAAAUUACCCACAUGUUGUAUAUUUUUUAAUUCCCAGGGCUUUUUGAAAGUGUAAACUUUUUUUGAUACGCACUGUAUAAUGACGAUUGAAUCAGUUUUGAACCUAAAAAUAUAGUUGACGAUGCAUGACGAAAUUUAAAAUGCUAAAUCACCUUGCCAAAAUGCAAAUGAAAUAUGCCGACUUUUCUUUCUACUACCCCUCCCUGUACAAAAAAGGGAUGUGGUUAAAAAUUGCACGAUUAUGUAAAAGCAAUCCUGAAGAAAAUAAUAUCGUGGCUCUAGAUUUGAUUCCUAUACUUAAUGAUGCACCAAAAUCGAAUAUUCGUAUAGAGAAGAGGGGUGCGCACCUUCUGUAAACGAAUAUUUCAAUUUGGCGGGGCAAUUAAUCGAAAAUGAUGCUUGAAGCUACCAGUCGAUAAAAUGGUGAGAUAUUAUGCGUUCAACCUUCUGCAGUUCAAUUUUCGACCCAAGUCCAGAGAGUGAGAAUAAGUGAUUUUUCAUAAAACAUUUCAAUCUGAAAUCUGGCGUCAACAUGAAUAACAUUCCCAUUCAUUAUCGAAGAUGAUCAGUGCAUUCACGUUAAUACGAUGAGACGUAUUCCAAUCGUCAUUUAACGUUCAUAUUGAUUUCAAACUUAUAGAUCAUCGAGAUAGGCCUUCAUUUUUUUUACGUAUUUAUUACCAAUCGGUUGUCAGUGUCUCCGAUAAUGAUCGAAAGGAUGAGAUACUGAUUUUACAAAAUAUAUAAACUGAUUCGGAUAAAUCCAUCAAACACUAUACUAUCCGUACUCUGAUUCUAUUUUGUAUUUUCUCACUCAAUCCGGGUUUUAGUUUUAGCAUGUUUAGAUGGAUUCAUGUCUAAAUAAAAAACGAAGAUUAAAAAGUACUUCGAAUAUGAAUAUAAACACUGAGGUUGGUAAGUAGAUUACGUUGCAUUAUCCAUGUUAGACGUCACCAAGAAAAAAAAAGAAUCCAUAUUCCA